AGUAUUGCAGAUACAAGACAUCUGAAGUACUCUAUUCUUAGUGGAACUUCAAUGUCUUGUCCACACGUUGCUGGUGUUGCCGCCUACAUCAAAACAUUUCACCCUCGCUGGUCUCCGUCCAUGAUCCAAUCCGCCAUCAUGACUACCGGUAAGUACUCUAUAAAUUCCACUCUUUUUUUUUGAAAAUACUCUGUUGGUUUGUCUUGGAACCAUACCUUCCUUGUGUCACAAGAAAUAUUUAGAAUACUUUGUUUUGUGGUUUCUUACAGCUUGGCCAGUGAAUGCAUCUACUUUGAUGCCUGAGUUUGCAUCCGGAGCAGGCCAUGUCAAUCCGUUAGCCGCAGUUCAUCCUGGACUGGUCUAUGAAGCUAGUAAGUCAGACUACAUCGCUUUUCUCUGCGGCUUGAACUACACUGGAAAGAACUUAAGGCUUAUCUCCGGUGAAAGCCGCACUUGCACUAAAGCACAGUCUAAAUCUUUACCUCGAAACCUAAAUUAUCCUUCCAUGACUGCUCAAGUCCCGGCGACAAAACCAUUCAAAGUGACCUUCCGUCGGACAGUCACUAACGUUGGAACGUCUAACACUACCUACAAAGCGAAAGUAGUGGGAUCUAAGCUCAACGUCGAGGUCAUUCCCGACGAAUUUUCUUUAAAGUCGAAGCACGAGAAGAAGUCUUUCACGGUGACCGUUUCAGGCAAAGGUCUCGGAGGUGGAGAACUUGUUGCGUCUUCACAACUGAUCUGGUCUGAUGGAUUCCACUUUGUGAGAAGCCCCAUCGUUGUUUACGCCGCAAACUGGUGAGUCAGACUCAGUUUUAUGUCUUCAUAUGUAAUCGUCGAUUAUGAAACAUUCUUUACUGCUCAUGCUAUGUUGAUUGUUUAUGAUGUUUCAGUUUUUUCUACCUACUCUACUUCUUAACAUUGGAAUAAAAUUAACUGUUAGCCUUUUCUUUGCAUUAAUUUUUCUUGCUACAUAUCAAAACGGUCAUAAGAAAGAUAAAUAUGCCUUUAAAAUAUAUAUAUAUAUAUAUAUCUCAUCCCAUAAAAACGGGAAUUUUUAAAUCCGGUUACAAGUAGGUUUUGAACAAAAUUUUCAAAGUCAAACUAAUACAAAGCUAGCUUCGCCCGCCCACUAAACCUGACACAUUCCGCUAGUUCGUUUUCAAAAUUCUUUAAAAUCGGUCGAAAGUGAAGUUCUCUUUUUUGCCUCGGAUGCCGAGGCUUCUCGUGUCGUCUCCGGAGUAGCUGGCUCCCGAUGAACUCCACCAUACUUAUAACCAUAUAUAUCCAUGAAGCGCCAGACGACUAAUAUGGAAGAGUUUCAGAUACUUGAAAUGGUGACAUGAAAAUGAUGCUAGAAAGGCAAGUGGAGCACUGAAACAGAGCUUGAAACAUCCAUAGACGACUAUGUAGGACUCCGGCCAGCACGCCUACACGAACCGGAACGGUCAGGUACCAUCAACUUCGCCUGCAUACCCGACCUCGACUCGCCUUCGAAGUAAACCACCACCGAAGCUGACUUCGAGUCCGCCAAAGAGGAGGAGAACCCCGGCGACCCGUAAGGGUUCCCGAUUCCAAUCGAUGAAGUCACACGCCUCACCGGACAUAGCUACAGAAGCUCCACAACACGAGUAGAGACUUCGCAGCACCACCAGAGAGCGUACCAGCACAUCACCACGAGCAAGGAGAUCGUGAGAGAGGAUCUAAAAGGAAAACACAAUCCUCUCUCAGCCGUAAAAAGCCGACUCCGCCUAUCAGAGUCCCUACAUGCCACUGUGUUACAGCUCCAAACAAUUCAAGUCUUCACCAUCAUCGACAGCCCUCGUGCACGGUUGCUUAAUGACAGAGACGCGAUUGACCAGAGGCCAGAACAAGGCGAAAGCAUAGGGUAAAUGACCGGGAAGCAAAGAUGAAAACAAAGGAGAGAAGGAGGAGGCCUCGGGCGGCUGGACGCGCCGAUCAGCGCCGGAGCUACUGAGGACCUUUCGUUUGUCGACUAGAGAGAGAAACUGAACUUUUUGGAUCUUAAUAAACAUUAAAUAUGUUUUGAUGUAAGAAACUAUCAAUGCAUGAUGAUCCAUUCUUAUAAUGCAUGAUGAUCAGGUUGGUCUUAUUUGACGCACAAGUUAUCCUUAUGAGCUUGACGUUGAAUUUCGCAUAUGUUUAUCCUUUCUUUCUCCAUUCUGAACUGGAAGUUUUGUAUUUGAAAAUGCAUCUUCGUCCAAUAAUUUCUGUCAAUGGUUUUAAACUAAUAAUUUCAGUUAGAAUAGGUAAAACGACAAUCAAUUUCUUUAACAAAAAAAAAAGGGGAUAAAAUAGAUUGUAAAAACUUAAAAAAUAGUUAUCCUAGAGAAUUUCUCUAUUAAAAUUUAGACUACCUAAUUAAGGAAAGGAGCAUAUAGUAAAAUACUCCCGGACAGUUGCUCUAACAACCAUGUUUCCAUGUGCUUUUUCAUAUUU
Messenger RNA from Brassica napus (rape), 2460 nucleotides. Its product is annotated as subtilisin-like protease SBT4.5. The transcript has a single exon. Lineage: Eukaryota; Viridiplantae; Streptophyta; Magnoliopsida; Brassicales; Brassicaceae. Bases 296 to 802 code for a protein of 168 amino acids. Gene Ontology annotation, biological process: proteolysis. The record is from RefSeq and is a predicted model, not a curated record. Gene Ontology annotation, molecular function: serine-type endopeptidase activity.